Messenger RNA from Epithele typhae, 3234 nucleotides. RefSeq lists its product as uncharacterized. The record is from RefSeq and is a predicted model, not a curated record. NCBI's taxonomy places the organism in Eukaryota, Fungi, Basidiomycota, Agaricomycetes, Polyporales, Epitheliaceae. The coding region runs from base 1 to 3234 and encodes 1077 amino acids. The transcript is spliced from 11 exons.
AUGUCGGCGGCGACCUCCAGUUAUGUUGUCCUCGGCGUGGACGGCGAUCCCGUGGGUGUCUAUCCUGAUAGGCCCGAUGACCUCACCGUGGGAGUUCACGCAGGUGUCUUUCCCCUCAUCGUGGCGACUACCAGCGUCGAGGAUGCAGAAUCAAUCAACGCCAUCAACGCGGACCUCGCCGCGGAGGACCACACCACCGACACCGACACCAUUGCCGCGAUCUGCCUCUCAAGCCCAGACACUGCGGCCGCCAGCCCACAGACGACGAAGGUCUACUGUAUCAAGGUUGGCCUGCAGGUGGGCAUAUGGGUCGGGUACAGAUGUUCGCCCUCGCCUGUCUCUCUCAAUGCGAUCAUCACGUCUCUCAGCAUCUCAGAAAGCGAAGCGAAUGGGGGACAGGAUUUGCCCCGGCCGGCCCCAUAUCAGUCCCACCGCCGGCCCAAUCCCGCGUCCACGUCACCGCGCGGCAUCGACCCGGAUGCCCCGAACGUAUUCCAGACCCGCCCCGUCGUCGAGGUCCCUCUUCCUUGGGACAUCCGCUUGGAGGUCUCCAGCUCGCCCACGCCCCCCACGCGUUAUACGCCCGAGCCCAUCUCCCCCCGCACCGCUGAGCGAUACACUGGGGGGCUCGGCGCGAUCCCGUAUCACCUCCCGCCGGAUGAACUGGCGCUGCGGCUGAUCUUCCGCCCACACUACGCGCAGCUGCCGACCAGCACGCACAUGAUCACCCUCGGCCCCCGCGCGGACAGGAUGCUCGACGAGCGCGGGACGUCUCUAGAGCACCGCGUUGUUAUUCUGGUGGUGUUCAUCUACAACGUUCGCCAGCAGGAAUUCGCGGACGUCCUCUCGCAUGUCCUGCCGUGGACGCGCGCUGAUGCUCUGGUCAAGAGCGCGCUGGGAAUGCUCCGGCUGCGUAACGAGACGCGCACCGUCAAGGAACGCCACCAGCCAGUGGGUCGCACACGCAUUCGCCGCAAGUACACGCCCCAAGAAAAGAAGCAGCGCCAGGAAGAGAAGAAGAAGAAGAAGACCACGAUAGAUACCGAGCUCAAGACGCGGCACGAGGAGAACCUCGUGUGGGCGCAGUCAAUGCAUGAGCAAUUCCCAGAACACACCCCGGAGUACUACAGCCAGAUGCUCCAUCACGCGGUGGGGAAGCUUCAGAAGCACAAGCGCGCCAUCGGUCAAUGGAACGCGUGGGUUAGUCUUGGUAUGGAGCAACGUAACCAAUACGUCGCGUCGGGAGCGAAGGACAACCUAUCCACCAGCGACGUAAUGGCCAAGAUCUCUGCGGAAUGGAAGGCGAUGACCCCCGCUGAGCGCACCGCUGCCACCGCUGAGAGAGUCAAGGAGUUGGAAGAACGGCGCGACAAUCGUGAGACAGGUACGUACAAUGCGCAUCUGGACGCGUUCCGUGAUGUCAGCGCGACGUGGGAUGCACUUAUCACCGAGCUGCAAAACCUCAAAGAGAGGACCGGGUCUGAGGGCUUCAUCGUCCUCUUCCGCACGCACCAUGACGCGUACAACCCUCCCAUGUAUUACCCCACCAGCAACCGGGUGACGGACUACCUCGACCUAUGCCUUGGGAACGGCAUGCAUGUCGGCGACCUGGGGGUUCGCAUGGAAGCAUUUUUUAUCUCGGGCAUUGAAAGCGUGGCAACCAAUGCACAGGCCGGCGCCGCUGAAGUCAAGCGGCAGCUCAUCGAGGAAAUUUCCUCGCAGCUCAAAACGGUUUCUAAUGGGGCCCUGGCGCGUAUGGUGUACGCAGAUUUCGCAGGGUCCGUCACCUACCGCUACGGCAUCAUCCUGGAGAAUUGGCCAGGCGAACUGUGCGCACCCAGCAAGAUGGGUCAUCUCGAAGCACUGACAGUGCUCAACGCGUGGAGAAACAAGGCAACGCGCUUCAGGCAAAUGAACACGGAGGAGUGGGACGCCUGGAAGUGCGAGAAGUAUGGACCUCCCGUGAGCAUAUCCGCUGAGCCCGCACCCGCUAUCCCCACGCUCUCCUCUGCCCUCCCUACGAAUGCCACCGCCCCACCUCUGGAUUCCACCACAGCGGCGGCGACGGCGAGUCCGACCGCAUCCGCGUCCACGGCCCUCACUCCUCCUCCGCCCACUGCCGCGCUCACCACCGCCGCCUCUGCCGAUUCCCCUGUGGUCCCGCCCACCAUGACAUUUGUUCACACCGACUUCGCUACAGACGGCGGCGUGGUCCGCGGUCCUAAGGUCAGGAAGCAACGUUCGGACAAGGACAAGCCGCGUAAGAAGCCGCAGCCCGUCUCCACCGUCAAUCAAGACACUGCUGCCGUUGCGGCAAGCGCGCUGUCAGGCAACAGCAGCGAGAAGACGGCCAGCAAGAAGACGAAGAAGUCUACUGGGUCCAAGAAGAAGAAAGGGACGGCUGCUGAGGCCACCGGUCCUUCGCACUCGUCCUCGACGGCCUCGUCUGCACCCCUUGGUCCUUUCCCGCCUGCGCCGCCCGCUCCGCCCUUACUAUCCUUGACGGCCUCGUCUGUGCCUCCCGGUCCUUCCCCAUCUGCGCCGCCCUUGUCCACGCCCUCCGGCCUCGCGCAGGGCGUGUCCCCAUUCCUCGGCCUCGCGCACGGUGCGAUCCCACUCCCCGUCCUCCCGCAGGGCGCACCCCCGCUCCCCGGUCUCGCGUGCGGCGCGGUCCCUCUCCCCGGCGUCGUGCACACGCACAGCGCACCCCCGUUCCCCGGUCUCGCGCACAGCGCGCUCCCGCUCCCGUCUCACGCGCGCGCGGUCCCGCUCCCCGGUCUCGCGCACGGCGCGGUCCCGCUCUCCAGCCUCGAGCACGGCACGCUCGCACUCCCCGUCCUCCCGCUUCAAGGUGCACCCCCGCUCCCCGGCCUCCCACACAGCGCGCCCCCACUCCCCAACAUCGUGCAGGGUGUGGUCACGUUCCUCCACAACAACGCCCCUGCCCCUUUCGGUCUUCGCAUCGGAUGGGUCAUCGCACACCCCGAUCUCCACGACCAAGUGCACGUGCGCACCGAACACAUCCCGGGGGCCACCUACGCCAUCGAAACCUACCGGAUCUUUGUCGACGCCUACCAAACCCACCUAGAAGCUAACACGUUCGUACACAUCAGGAAAAAACCAUUUGCACGGGAGCGCCGGCCCGAACUCGCGGAGACUUGCGUGCCCCGAGCGACGCGCGGGAGAUCUCCGGAGCACUCUGGAGCAACCGCCGAUGGCCUCGAGGACACCUGA